Bombus impatiens (common eastern bumble bee) is the source of this 2399-nucleotide messenger RNA. It is a transcript of the gene Suv3, whose product is annotated as ATP-dependent RNA helicase SUV3 homolog, mitochondrial. Bases 79 to 2301 code for a protein of 740 amino acids. The transcript has 15 exons. Gene Ontology annotation, cellular component: mitochondrial degradosome. The record is from RefSeq and is a predicted model, not a curated record. Gene Ontology annotation, biological process: mitochondrial RNA 3'-end processing; RNA catabolic process. Gene Ontology annotation, molecular function: RNA helicase activity; ATP binding; hydrolase activity, acting on acid anhydrides. Lineage: Eukaryota; Metazoa; Arthropoda; Insecta; Hymenoptera; Apidae.
UUCUAUUCUAGUAUGCGAGGUUUACGUUUAUAUGCGGUAAAUUAUAGAAUAUGAAAAUAAAUACAAUUAGUUAUAAAAAUGAUACCAGUUAUAUAUCUUGUUACAGAACAAUUAAAACGGCGAAAUAAUUUUAUAGUGUCAUCAGUUUUAAGACAGUUAGGUUCUAGAGUUAAGUUUACCCAAAGUAUAAGAAAUAAACAAAGCAAAGGCAAUGCACAGUCUAUAAGUACUUUAUUUAAACCAGCUCUUGUAAAGAAAGAUUCAGAUACUGCAAGUGUUGGAAUUGAAUUAUGUGGUAUCUUAAGCAAACGUAAAAUUAUACAAAUUUUAUGUGACUUUGCAAAAACUGAAUCGAUUAAAGAGCUAAGUGCAAAAUACGGAUUAGAUGAUGUAAUUUUUACCUCAGCUAUGGGAAAUUUUCGGAAACAUUGUAUAGAAUCUGACAAAUUACCUGCAGAUCUUCAUAUUAUUCUAAGUGACAUUAUACAAGGCUCUGGAAAUAUUACAGAUAUAUUUCCAUACUUUUUGAAUCAUGCAAAACAAAUGUAUCCACAUAUUGACUGUUUAGAUGAAUUGAGAAAAAUCAGUGAUUUACGAAAUCCUCUUUAUUGGUAUCCUAUAGCUAGGUCUAAGAGAAGAAAAAUUAUAUUUCAUGCUGGACCUACGAAUAGUGGUAAAACGUAUCAUGCGUUAGAAAGAUUUAUCUCAGCAAAAAGUGGUGUUUAUUGUGGACCUUUAAAGUUAUUAGCUAAUGAAGUUUUUAAUAAAUGCAACUCCAGAGGUACACCAUGUGAUCUAGUAACGGGAGAAGAACACAAAUAUGCAAAGAAUGUAACAUCUCCUGCAAACCACGUAUCAUGUUCUAUAGAAAUGGCAAACAUACAAAAUAUUUAUGAAGUAGGUGUAAUUGAUGAAAUUCAACUAAUACGUGAUCCAAAUAGAGGGUGGGCAUGGACAAGGGCUCUUCUUGGGCUAGCAGCAGAUGAAAUACAUUUAUGUGGUGAAUCUGCUGCCAUAUCUAUAGUACAGUCUAUUUGCCUCACAACUGGAGAGUCGGUAGAAAUAAAACAAUAUGAACGAUUAACCCCACUCGAAGUAGAGAACUCGGCACUUUGUUCCUUACGAAAAAUUCAACCAGGAGACUGUAUAGUUUGUUUUAGUAGAAAUGAGAUAUUCUCUGUAUCAAGUGCCAUUGAGAAAAUGGGACAUAAAGUAGCUGUAAUAUAUGGCAGUUUGCCACCAGGCACAAAAAUAGCGCAAGCUGCAAGAUUUAAUGAUAUCAAUGAUCCUUGUAAGAUAUUAGUAGCUACUAAUGCAAUAGGAAUGGGACUUAAUUUACAUAUUCGUAGAAUUAUAUUUUAUUCUAUUGUUCAACCAACUAUAAAUGAGAAAGGAGAAGCAGGUGUUGAUACAAUUUCUGUAUCAUCUGCAUUACAAAUAGCGGGUCGGGCUGGUCGUUAUGGAACGCAAUGGUCGAAGGGAUUUGUAACAACUUAUAAACCUGAAGAUCUUCCUUUAUUAAAAAAACUACUACAACAGAUUCCAGAAGAAAUUGAACAAGCUGGAGUUCAUCCAACACCAGAUCAAAUAGAAUUAUAUGCCUAUUAUUUACCAAAUGCACCAUUGUCAAAUCUUAUUAAUAUCUUUAUUGCGUUAUGUGAACUUGAUAGCACUUUAUAUUUUAUUUGCAAUUUAGAUGAUUUUAAAUUUCUUGCUGAUACGAUACAACAUAUACCAUUACCUCUUCGUACACGAUAUGUGUUUUGUUGUGCACCAGUCAAUAGAAAGAUGCCUCUAACGUGCAGUAUGCUUUUAAAGUAUGCUCGACAAUGCAGUAAAAAUGAACCGGCAACUGUUUUAUGGUUACGUAGACAAAUUAAUUGGCCUCCUAAAAUACCAUUGAAUCUCGCUGAUCUUCUACGUUUAGAAAGUAUAUUUGAUGUAUUGGAUGUUUAUCUUUGGUUAAGUUAUCGAAUGCCAGACUUGUUUCCUGAUGCAGAUGCAGUUAAAUCAUUACAAGAAGAAUUAGAUAAAAUUAUUGAGCAAGGAAUUAAAGGAAUUACAAGAUUAUUUAAGAAGUCGAAAACAGAUUCUGUGAUUGAUAAAGAACAGUCGUCUUGUCCGGACGAAAAUCUACAAACAAAUGGUAAACAUCGGAAAAAUACAUUAAGUUAUACGUUGAUAUCUCGAGGUCUCCUAACACCAAAAAUGUUAGAACAAUUAAGAAUAGAAUGGUCUACGGAAUCCAACAAAAGAACUUCAAUAGAUACGAAAAGAAGUGGACCAAAAUCUCGCAGCUAAGAAAUCAUGUUACUCAAUUAUUGUAACUUAAAUGAGACUUAUAGAAUGUUUCUUUUGGAAGAUAAUGCGAGAGAGAUUAAAGAAAACUUUUUAAAUAA